Messenger RNA from Saccostrea cuccullata (small rock oyster), 4048 nucleotides. Its product is annotated as kinesin-like protein KIF15. Lineage: Eukaryota; Metazoa; Mollusca; Bivalvia; Ostreida; Ostreidae. The record is from RefSeq and is a predicted model, not a curated record. The transcript has 31 exons. The coding region runs from base 19 to 3732 and encodes 1237 amino acids. Gene Ontology annotation, molecular function: microtubule motor activity; microtubule binding; ATP binding. Gene Ontology annotation, biological process: microtubule-based movement.
UGUACACACUAAAUUAAUAUGACAGCAGACAAAAGUUCAACAGAAGCAAGUGAGGGGGAUGCCAUUAAAGUGUUUGUGAGAAUUCGCCCCCCUGAUUCCUACGACAAUGAUCGGGGUUGUCAACCUUGUGUGUCUGUCAAUGAAAGCAAGACAGCCGUCAUCGUUCAAAGCAAACCAGAUUCAAAAACCUAUACAUUUGAUCAUGUUGCAGAUUAUCAAGAUACUCAGGAGUCAGUUUUUACCAUCAUGGGUAAGAAAAUAAUUGAGAGCUGCGUAACAGGAUAUAAUGGAACCAUAUUUGCUUAUGUAUGUGAGAUUGGCCGUCCAUCUGAUGAUGUAGACAAUUUCCAGCAUGACUUAAGGGGAGUCACUCCAAGGAGUUUUGAAUAUCUGUUCAAUUUGAUUAAUGAAAAACAGGAAAAUGGGUCAGAGUUCCUCUUGAAAUGCUCAUUCUUGGAGAUCUACAAUGAGCAGAUAUAUGACCUUAUGGAGCCCUCGACAAUGACCCUUCACCUGCGGGAGAAUAUGAAGAAGGGGGUAUUUGUGGACAGAUUGACUGAAAUCUCAGUGACUACAGCACUGGAAGCCUAUGAGGUUUUAACAUCUGGUUGGAUCAACAGAAGAGUAGCGUCUACUUCAAUGAACAGAGAGAGUUCCAGGAGUCAUGCUGUGUUCACCAUUCAAAUUGAAUCCAAGCAACCUCAAGGGAAGGGAGUAAAGAAUUUGAAGGAGUCUCAGUUGAAUUUGGUUGAUUUGGCAGGGAGUGAGAGGCAAAAGGAUACUAAUGCAGUAGGACAGAGAUUAAAGGAGGCGGGGAGCAUCAACAAGAGUCUGUCUAUCCUGGGGAACGUGAUCAUGUCUCUAGUGGACAUCGCCCACGGUAAAUCUCGACACAUUCCCUACAGAGAUUCCAGGCUCACCUUCCUACUCAGGGAUUCUCUUGGAGGCAAUGCUAAAACACAUAUCAUUGCUUGUAUCCACCCAGGCUCCAAAUCCUUUGGUGAAACACUGUCAACUUUACAUUUUGCAAGGAGAGCAAAAAUGAUUAAAAACAAGGCUGUUGUGAAUGAGGACACUCAGGGAAAUGUCAUUUCUUUACAACAAGAAAUCAAGCGUCUCAAAGAACAACUUGCUGCUUUCAUGAACGGAAAUCCUACUACUCAGGUGAUGUCCACAGCAGCAACACCAGCAGCACCUAGCUCUAUAACAGAUUCUGAAUGGAGAGAGAGGUUUGUCAGGAGUAUGCUAUUUAGAGAGAAGGCUGAUCAACAGAAUCAGAUUUUACAAGAGAGGAUAGAACAGCUACAGGAUCUCUGUAAUAAGAAGGACAAGUGUCUACAGAGCAGUAAGAUGAUCGUGAAGUUCCGGGACAACAACAUCUCACGCCUGGAGAAGAUCGUGAAAGAGAAACACGACGUCCAGCCGGCCCUACAACAGACCAUUGAAGACCUGAGGGCAGAGAUAGAGACCUUAAAAUAUCAAAUAGAACACAAUCCAAAGAUCACCAAGUAUGCAGCAGAUAUACAGCAUCUAAAGAAUGAACUGAAGCUGGCCAGGUCCGAGAGAGCGGACUCACAGCAACUGGACAACAAGAAGAUGGAGGAGUUAGAACAGCUGUAUAGAAAACUAGUGGAGGAACAGAGAGUUGAGGAAAAUUUAGGAACUCAGACUCCUAAGCUAACCCCAGCAGCUACAGAUAACAUCUCCAAGGCAACGGUGGAAAAAUACAAAUCUCAAGUGGAGAAACUAACAGAGGAGAAUGAAGAGUUGAAGGAGAAGAUGAAACAGGCCCAGGAUUUAUGGGAGAAGAAGGAAAUUGAGCAGCAAUCUGAGCUGGCCUCAGUGAGAAAGGCUCACGCUGAUCUCAAGUUUGUACUCGAGUCCUAUCAGAUCCGAACUCAAGUCGAGCAGGACGUCAUAAAGGAGAGACAUUUACAGGUUGUAAAGACAAUAACAACACCUAAGAAAGUAGUAAAAAGACUGAGGAGCAGAGAAAUAUGUGCCCCCUGCUCCAACAGUAGCACCCCCACCCUGAAUGAUACGAUUCCCUUUGAGGAGAACGAGGGGAUAUUUGAGCAGUCAGAACCUCAGGCCAUGACAGAGGAGUACCAGGAGGGGCUGAUAGAAGAGAUCAAACAACUGCAGGAUCAGAACAGCUCCUUGAAUCAGCAUAUUAUGGACAUGGAGACAGAAACAAUACAGCUACGACAACAUAUCUCUAAAGUGGAUCACCAGAACGCCAAGUUAACAGAGAUUCUGGAAAGAGAGAGGGCUUCAUUAAGUGAGACCACAGAGAAAAUGAGUAAACUCUCCAAAACCUUUAGUCAAGAAUUAGAAGAGGAAAAAAUUAAAUGCCUUACCUUUGAAAGUGAAAAUAGAGAUCUUAAAGUUAUUCUGCGACAAACAGAGAAAGAACUAGAGGAUUACAAAACAAGGUGCAGGUCUCAGGAAAGUGCCGUCCAAAGCCAGGCCGGAGAAUUUGAAGAUAAGAUUGGUGCUCUUGGAAUAGAAGUAGAAAAACUCCAAAGAAUAAAUGAAGAGGUUGAGGAAGAAAAUCAAAAUCUGAAGGAAAGGCUGAUGACAGUACAGGAGACAUUAGACUACAGAGAAUGUCAGGUCCAGGAGUUAGAGGAGGCCAUAGCUGAUCUACAGAAACAGAAACAAGACCUCCAGAUACAAAUUCAGGAAAAUCUCAAUCAAUCUGACAUCAAUUUAAAGGACAAGAAUAAAUUGUUUCAUGAGCUUGAAACAGCAAGACAUGAACUGAUUUCACUGAAAGAAAAUAUGGAGAAGAGAGAUGAAGAACAGAGAACACUCACAACAGAAAUUCAACACCUGGAGAAGAUAAAUGUAGAGAACCAGGAAGCAUUGUCAACUUUCAUGAAGAAAAUUGAAGACAAGAACAUGGAGAUAUCUAACAUGAAGGAUGCAUUAGAUACACAGGUUCAGAAGGGGGAGGAGCUAAAGGGUUAUCUGGACGAAAAAGAGGGCAGGAUCUGUGAGCUGGAAACGAGGAAUAAUCUACUGGUCAACGAAAGUGAAAGCAAGGCUGACAAGAUUUCAACACUGCAAGAAGAAUUGGACCAAGCUCAAGAAAACCUCCACAGUUUUGCAUCAGAACAUGAGAAAGUUGAUAAAGAAGUGGCUACUUUGAAAAAAUUACUGGAGACGAAGGAAAUAGAACUGGCAGCACUACAUGAAGAGAAGUCAAAUCUGGCCUUAGAGCUGUCAUCUACAAAGGCUGAACAGUGUCGUGAAGUUAUCGCUCAGCAGGCUUGUGUUAUAGAGGACUACAAAGAACAACUCAAUCUAUUGAGGAAUUCAGAGAUGUCAGUUCACCAGGAAUCUCAGGAAAUGGACAGAUUAAUGAGACACAGUCCCUUGGCACACAGACUGAUAUGCAGAGAGAAAAGAAUACAUGACAUUGACAAAGAAAACCAGUCUCCUUCGAAAAAAUUCAUGUCUCCAGUUCUCAGAUUAAAGGACAUGGAGCAAAACAAAAACAGACUCUCUUCAUCAGAUUCCUUGAACGGCAUGGAGAAUGGAACGCUUUCUCCGAUAAAAAGAAAACCCGUACUGUCAGAAGAUAUCGUACAGAAUGAUAGAAGUGUUCGGUUGUCGGAAGAUUUAACGGACGAUAGUCAGAUGGACUUGGACCAGGCUUUUGUGACAGCUCACACUAUGCAGGCGUAUGUGUCGAAAACCCUAAAGAAGGAAUCGGAAGAUGUUUGAUAUGAGCUUGACAGAGAAGAUUGUGAGAAAUUUGAAUGCAUGUUUUAUUGUGCUCGAUGGGGGAAGUGUUAGGGAGAUUUAUUGUCCAUUGCUGCAUUACAAGAGAUUUUAGUUCUACAGAAUAGUGAUUUUAUGAUUUGUACUUUACAUGCAGUUUAACUUGACGCUGUUCAUUUAAUAAUGAACUUUGUGAUUGUUUCAAGCAAUGCAUUUUGUUUAGUAUUAGUGAAAAAUGUUAUUUUAAAAAAACCCAAUCAAACCACAGGGAUUCACAUGAAUAUAUAUAUCUAUUGAAUUACUAUAUAUACAAAUAUAU